AUGUGGAAAAGUAUCAAUUAAAUACCUGGUUAUUUUGACCCUUUAGAAAUGGUAUGGAGUGGCUACAUGUACUACAAUGAGAAAGAUGAUAAUUAAAAAGGUAUGAAAUAUUUAUACUUUGAAUUGUAUCCUGGUCUUCUUCUCUGGCCAAAUUAAGACUCAGAUUUUUAGUCUGUAAACUAGAUAUUCUACCAUAAUAAUGUCUUUUCAAGAGAAAAUUUAGGAACAGGAUCGUUUUAAAACAUGAUUACAGGAUCACAGAGAUACAUUCAAGAAAUUUAAUAGCCAAGUAUUUAAUAACUUAGGUUCCUUCGCUUUAUUGAUCUAAAAGAUCUCUACCUUAAAAAGAUAAAUAAAAAAAAUAUUAAGGACAGACCAUAUGAAUUUGGUUUUACAUUAAGCGAUUAGGGAAAUUUAAGAAUAGAAUUUUUCCCUCCAAAUGCUCAAUCCCUCAAAAAAUGGGUCAAAUAACUAAAAAAAUUUUGUAAGUUAAGUGGAUUUUUUAAGAAAUAUAUUUGUAUAUCUAGCAUAGCUUAGCAAAGAAAUUACCCAUCCGAUGAAAUGUAUAAAUGCGUUCUUAUAAAAAAGAAAAAGAAUAACAAUAGUUCUAGUCCAAACAUGGGCAAUUUAAGUAUUUCAAAGAAUCCAAACAGGAAUAAUCUAUCAUAAUAUAACAAGAAUAAUCAGUAAGGAUCUAAUUAAUUUUAUCAAGUAAGAUAGGCUAAAAUGAAAGAUACAUCUCGUUAAAAUAAAGUUCUCAACGAAAUAGAAAUACUAUAGCGCAUAAAAGGCCCUUCGAUUUAAAAUAUAAUUGAAGUUUUUCAUGAGAAAGACAAUAAAUCUCUUUACAUAGUGAGUGAAUACUCAGAGGGUCGUACUCUUAAAGAAGAGCUAGCUGAUGAACAACCAUUUGAAGAAAUUUUGAUCCUUCAUAUUAUUUAAAAGAUUUUGUCAGCAGUCGCAUAUCUACAUGAUAAACGCAUUCUUCAUGGAUGA
Messenger RNA from Tetrahymena thermophila SB210, 996 nucleotides. Its product is annotated as kinase domain protein. The record is from RefSeq and is a predicted model, not a curated record. Gene Ontology annotation, biological process: protein phosphorylation. The transcript has a single exon. Gene Ontology annotation, molecular function: ATP binding; protein kinase activity. Lineage: Eukaryota; Ciliophora; Oligohymenophorea; Hymenostomatida; Tetrahymenidae.